AUGGGCAAGCUGCCCAGCGUCGACAACAUGAUCUCGGCCAUGAUCACGAACCCGCAGCCGGGCAAGACCAUCCCCGCCGAGACGACGUUCACCAUUUCCGUCCAGGUGGCCCACCUCAAGGCCGGCGUGUUUGUCAACCCGACGACAAACUACUACUCGGCGCCCCAGGACCUCGACAGCCGCGGCGACAUCAUCGGCCACUGCCACGUCACCGUCCAGUCCAUCGGCUCGUUCGACUCGACGACGCCGCCUGACCCCAAGCUGUUUGCCUUCUUCAAGGGCAUCGACGACGCCGGGAACGGCCAGGGCUUGCUGCAGGCCGUCGUCACGGGCGGGCUGCCGCCUGGCGUGUACCGCGUCUGCACCCUGAUCGGAACCGCGAACCACCAGCCUGUCGCCAUGCCUGUUGCUCAGCGAGGCGCGCAAGAUGACUGCACCAAGUUUGAAGUUAUUGGCGAUGGCCAAGGACAGGGCAACCAGACCCAAGGUGCCCAAGGUCAAGGCAAUGGUCAAGGCCAAGGUCAGGUCAACAACGGCCAGACUCAAGGUGGCCAAGGCCAGGCUAAGGGCAACAACGGUCAAGGUCAAGGCAACGGUCAAGGUCGAGGCCAAGGACAGGGCAACAACGGCAACGGUCAAGGUCAAGGCCAAGGACAGGGCAACAACGGUCAAGGUCAAGGCCAAGGACAGGGCAACAACGGUCAAGGUCAAGGCAACGGUCAAGGUCAAGGCAACGGUCAAGGUCAAGGCCAAGGACAGGGCAACAACGGUCAGGCUCAAGGUGGCCAAGGCCAGACUAAGGGCAACAACGGUCAAGGCCAAGGCCAAGGUCAGGGUCAAGGUCAAGGCCAAGGUCAGGGUCAAGGUCAAGGCCAAGGUCAGGGCAACAACGGUCAAGGCCAGACUCAAGGUGGCCAAGGCCAAGCUCAGGGAAACCAGGGCCAGGCUCAGGGCAAUAACGGUCAAGGCCAGACUCAGGGUGGCCAAGGCCAGGCUAUGGACCGCAACGGCCAGGCUCAGGGCAACAACGGUCAAGGCCAGGGUCAGACGAAGGACAAGAACGGUCAGGCCCAGGGCAACAACGGUCAAGGCCAGACUCAGGGUGGCCAAGGCCAGGCUAAGGACAAUAACGGUCAAGGCCAGGGUCAGACGAAGGACAAGAACGAUCAGGCCCAGGGCAACAACGGUCAAGGCCAGGGUCAGACGAAGGACAAGAACGGUCAGGCCCAGGGCAACAACGGUCAAGGUCAGACUCAGGGUGGCCAGGGUCAGGCGAAGGGCAACAACGGUAAAGCUCAGGGUGGCCAGGGCCAGGCUAAGGACAAUAACGGUCAAUCUCAAGGCAACUACGGUCAGACUCAAGGUGGCCAGGACCAGGCUCAGGGAAAUCAGGGCCAGGCUAAGGACAUCAACGGUCAAGCUCAGGGCAACAGCGGUCAGACGCAAGGUGCCCAGGGAAAGAUUGAGGAUCAGUCUGGAGUUUACCGGAACGGCACACAAGGCGGCGGUUAUCGUUUCCAAGGCCAGCCAGAUCCCGCAAACGGUGGCAAGGGAAACAAAGCUGCUCCAGGUCCUGUUCAGGGUGGCCGAGCCCAAUCUUCGUCGCAAAACAAGGGCGGUGCCAACCAAGGCAACCUGUUCACUGGCAAUCCGCGGAACGGAACAGAUGACCAGACAGCACAGGACUCGGCCACAUCUGACAGCUGUGAUCCUUGA
This is a messenger RNA of Verticillium dahliae VdLs.17, 1716 nucleotides long. RefSeq lists its product as uncharacterized. Bases 1 to 1716 code for a protein of 571 amino acids. The transcript is spliced from 2 exons. The record is from RefSeq and is a predicted model, not a curated record. Lineage: Eukaryota; Fungi; Ascomycota; Sordariomycetes; Glomerellales; Plectosphaerellaceae.